Daphnia pulex (common water flea) is the source of this 1199-nucleotide messenger RNA. Its product is annotated as store-operated calcium entry-associated regulatory factor-like. The record is from RefSeq and is a predicted model, not a curated record. NCBI's taxonomy places the organism in Eukaryota, Metazoa, Arthropoda, Branchiopoda, Diplostraca, Daphniidae. Gene Ontology annotation, biological process: regulation of store-operated calcium entry. The transcript has 5 exons. Gene Ontology annotation, cellular component: endoplasmic reticulum membrane. Bases 306 to 1031 code for a protein of 241 amino acids.
AUUCUAGUCUCUAGAGUCUCUGGAGCUCUGGAAAUAUCAAACACAUUUUACGGUGCAGACUACGUAACACAAUCGGUUCGAGUCGAUGAAACCAGAAACGUUGAAAGUCGAAGCAAUUGUUGUUUAUUUCACUGAAUUUUGUGAGUACGAAGGUCAAUACCGAUCAAAACAUUUACUUGCUGGUGAGAUCUAAGUCAGCAAACUAUCGCUAUCAAAAUAAAAAAUCCUGAAUUCUGUGAGCACGAAGACUAGAAGUGACUGUGCCUCCGCCUAAGUCUACUAAUUGACUGCCAAAUUAAAAGAAAAUGUGGACAAAUUUAAAAUCAGUGAUUUUAGUGUUUGUCUCCCUUCACGUCACAUUUGGUGCCUCCAAUCCAGACUACUCGAUACAAAUGAGUAAAAUUAAGGUGCUGACCCUGAACCAUGGGAAAAUGACCAACUUUAGACGGGUACCAGCUGUUCCUCAAUUGAAAUGUGUUGGAGGAACUGCUGGCUGCAGAGCAUUUAUUCCUCAAGUGGUGCAGUGUGAGAAUCAAGGAUCGGAUGGAAUUACCAUUCAAUGGGAGUGUAAAACAGACAUGGAUAAUGCCUACCGCUUUGGAAAAAUUAUGGUCAUUUGUGAAGGAUACGACUAUCCUGGUGAUCAUUAUGUUUUAGUUGGAUCCUGUGGACUCGAAUAUAAUAUCGAUUUGACUAAGGAGGGAAUCGACAAUCAUCCAUUUAUUCCGAUUAUUGAUAUCGGGCCACCAUCAAUCAACCAAGGAACAUCAACCGAGCUGUCGUCGUUGACCAUCUUUUUAAUCUGCUUGGGCGUUUUCCUUUUUGUAAUCGCGAUUUUUGGAUUGUUUGCAUGUGUUGUUUGCUCUGCAAGAUCUAGCUCAUACCAUGUGCAUUCCGAUAUGCCUUUCGCAAGACCUGUUCCUUAUCCGGUUUACAGACCUACCACAGUUUUUGUGACAGCCGGAAAUAAGGUCGCUUCAAGCAGUGGAACUCGUACUGCCUCAGGAUUUGGAGGAAUUUGGAGUCGUUAAAUGUUUUUAAGCAUGGCCAUGUUUUCAAGUCACCGUUUCUUUUCUGCCAAACAAAAUUUACUGCUCGUUUUAUAUAAGUUGACUUGCCUGCUUUUCCGUGGCUGUAAUUUCGCUCAAAGCCGUUCGGCAAUUACCAAUUAUUCUAAUCAAUAAAAAAUUUGUAAUUCA